Molecule: messenger RNA, 3206 nt
Organism: Symsagittifera roscoffensis
Lineage: Eukaryota; Metazoa; Xenacoelomorpha; Acoela; Convolutidae
Product: protein PAT1 homolog 1-like
Exons: 1
Coding region: 180-2981 (933 amino acids)
Biological process (GO): deadenylation-dependent decapping of nuclear-transcribed mRNA; P-body assembly
Cellular component (GO): P-body
Molecular function (GO): RNA binding
Source: RefSeq, a predicted model, not a curated record
AAAUGAUGCUUCGUAGACGAUUAUUUUUACUCUCCUAAAUAUUUCAAUUCUUUGUUAAAGCAACUCAUUAGUUGCUAGAUCCAUGUAAUAAUUGGAUCGAAAAAGUUUUGAAGUAUUCUUUUUUAUCGAAGUUGCAUCGAACAAAUAAUUAAAAAGAACCACGAGGAAUAUUCCUAAGGAUGGACUCACGAGAUUGGGAUGAGCUGAAUGAUGAGACAUUUGCGUCAGACGUUUCAGAUGAAGGCGAUGACGGAAUAUCGGGAUGGGAAAGUGGUCAUUACGAUUUCGUUUCCCAGCAACGAGCAAAUAGAGCCCAUCCUGCUCAAGCACAAAGAACCAAGCAAAGUGCUUACGAGGAACCAAGAAAUGAUUUUCUGGAAGUAGCUGCUUCAAGUUUGUUUCCUGGCGGCAAUGUCAAUUUUGCGAAUGUUUUUCCCCAAUCAACUCCUCAAAGGAUCCCACAAAGUAGCGGAUCGUCUUCACGCUCUAAUAAUGACCCCAGUCAGUUAUUUCCACCAGCUCCUGAAAUUCUAAGUGGACCCAAUGCGAAUCAGCAAUUCCAGAUUGAUGACGAGAGACACUACUUUGACCAAAAAUUUGCAAAAAGUUUCGAAGAAAUUUUUCUCGAAGACAAGGAAGAUUUGUCUGAUGAUUGCGAUGAUGGAAUAACUAUUCUGAACGCCUCUGACUCAAAUGGUGGGCAAAGAAGAAAGAAAAAUGAUUCCGUAAGUGAGUUGUUUCCUGACAACUUCAAGUUCUCACCGCCGUUGCCGCCUUUGAAUUUGGCCGAGUUUGGAGUGCCAGAUACCUCUGGAAAUAUUUGGAAUCCAGAGCAGAAAGAAAACGAUACCGAUUACAUUAAUAAUCACAUUAAAGCACUCCUAAAUAUUAAACCAGAACUAAAUCAAGGAACUCAAAAUAGCAAGAGCUCUGAAAAACGUAAUGCGUCCGAAGUGUCGAAACAGGUGUUUACUCUGGAAGAGUUGGAAGGCGAGGUCGUCCAAACAUCAAACGACGUCCGCGCGCCUCCGCCGACUAGCAAGGAAAACCAGUCACAGCCGAGGAUGAUGCCAAUCGGAACACCUCCAAGCGAUACUAGCCAAGUUCCGCCAUUGAGCUUCGCACAGUUCCAGCAAAUGGUUCAGCAAGGUGGUAUGCGGCAUCUACGAGACAACCCACAUGUGGCCGCCGCUGCAUUGAGUUUCCAAAAUCAGAUGACAAUGGCUGCCAAAAUAGGUAUAAAUAAUCCAGAAAUGUUGGCAGCUUUCUUCAACAGAAACAACCAGCACGCGCCUCCUGGCUUUAUGGGGCCUUCUCCGCCCGCACCUGGCCACGGAGGACAUUUUCCAAACAACCAGUCUCAGCAACACAUAAGCAGACAAAACCAACAGCAAAUGCGAAUGCCCAUGCAGCAACAGAUGAGGAACUCUGUUGGUGUACCCUUUCCUCAUCCCAUUCCCCAGGGUGGCAGACAGCAAAACAGGGGAAACAUGCAGCAAGGGAGAAACUACAACAAUCAGAGGAGCUUCCAGCACCGAAACCAGAACAGAGAACGAGAAAAGAUAGUUAAGGGGUUGAUGACCGAAAAGGAGGUGGAGUGGAUAUUCAAAGUGCAGCUGAUGCAGUUGAAAAUGCAGGACGUGUCUGCCGAGGACUUCUAUUAUCAGCAAUGGAAACGGAAGAGAAGCAAUAAAACCAACCACGCGGACACAGAAGAAACCGGACGGAGUACAUCCAAGUCAUCAAAAGGGAGUAAAAGUAGAGAAAGAGCAAAAAAUGAGGAAGCAAAGGAUAAUCGAGGUCAAUCAAGUGAGCGCUUAGGUCCACAAGGCUUAAGCAAAGAUCCCAUGAGCUCAUCUAACUCUGCGUCUACAGAUCAGAAGAUUUCCCCGUCUAGUUCGAAGGCCUCGGGAUCUACGCCCGCUAAUCGAAGCCCUCCGUUAGGAAAUCCAGACAGAUCAGCACAGGCUGCUGAGAACUCCGCUAACAAAUCAUACGAACCGACGCGAUUUGAAAACACGCUUGGAAAGAUAUCGGUCGGUUCCAUUUUCCAGCCGAGAAAACUAAUAGAUCUCGAUUACGUUACACGAGAUAGAGCGGUCACGCUAGAUGUGAUGAAAAAUAGCUCAACUUCUUUAAGGGAAACACGCAGAUACAGAGAGCAUCUACUAUACGUCGAAAAGUGUCUGACCAUUUUCGACGACUUGCGAAAACGAAGGUUUCAAACUCUCAACGAAGAUCUGGGUCCAGAAGUCAAAGAAAUGUAUGAAAUACAUGAGCAAACGCAAAUGGAGUUCAUUUUGAAGCACUUCGAUUUUAAUAAUCUGGAUGAGAUUGUGAAAAAUAUGCUACUGUGUGGAAAUAAAGGGUGUCGCUUUCUUGGCGAGUUGUUAACCCGAAUCUCGAAAGACCGUCAGAUUCUGCUGAUGCUAUCAGUAUGCUCUAACUUGUACACGCUCAUCAAAAAAGAGUCGAAUUCAGUUGGCGGGGAUUACAGGAAAAUUGGAGCAAGGGAUACGAUGUACGCAAUUCAGCUGUGUAAGAGCUUCAAAGGGGCAAUCUCUGAUCUGGAGUCGAACAUAGAUAAGCUGGAAAUGCUCGAGAUUAUGGUGUCUACUGCCAAUUGGAGAAUAUCCAGGUUUACCCUGACUCUGUUUUUAGUGCUCUGUACAUCAGUUGCGGCAGAUAGGAGCUCGGAUAAGUUUUGUUUUGACCGACUGGUCGAAAUCUUGACUGGAAUCGAAGAAAGUCUCGGAACCACCUCUAAAUCUGGAACUGCGAAAGAUCUGAGCUCCAAUGUUGAUCUGGAUAAAUAUGUGACAAGAGAGGCCUCCACUGCUCAGAUGACGAGGAAAGCGCCCUUCUAUCAGUUUGUGGACCUCAACGCAGUCCGAAAGAUGAUCAAAAAUAUAGAACUCGAGAACAGUAGUCAGUCAAAGUUUCCCCUCCUCUCUCAAUUUCUAAUGCAAGAGAACUGUUAGAUGAGUUAAAUAAAAUGGCGUAAUUGAGAUUGAAAAGGAAAAUACAUUUAAAGUUAGUAUUAUCUCAGACUAUAGAAGCACUCGGUAAAUGACCUCAAAAUAAUCAUUAUCAGAUAAUCGGGAACGAGAUUUUUUCUACAACUUGGCUUCUCCUUUCGCUGAAACAUGGGUGUGUGGUAUUGGGUUGAGACAAGAAUUGAGCGACAAUAAAGCGAUUACAAUUCA